AUGCCUUCAAAUACUAUAAAAUAUCCAGAAGGUUGUAAGCCAAUCAGUACAAAUAUUAAAAAUACAGAGUUGUUGAAGCGAUUGAAGAUUUUAUCUGAAGUGUUGAAACGUGAGGUCACAAAUGAAGAAGCUGAUGCUCCGAACCGCUACAAAGAUUUGAUGUUUCAUUUGACUGAUUCACAGUUUUUGAACAACAAAAAUAGUGAUGUACAGUUGUUGUUGACGUGUUGUAUCGCAGAUCUUUUUCGGGUUUUCGCACCAAAUUCACCAAUUGAAAGUCUCUCUCUGCUCAAGGAUGUGUUACUAUUUAUAAUAACAGUAGUUGGAAAUAUUCCAACUAAGGGAAGUUCGACAUAUCAGUAUUAUUUAUAUCUUCUUGAGAACAUUUCGGUAGUAGAAACAAUGCAAAUUGCUCUAGAACUGGGAGAUGAUGCCUAUGUGAUUUUGCGGCAGUUAAUCAAACAAUCUCUUAAUAGUGUUAACGAGAAAAAUGCUGAUGAACACAUUCAAGGAAUGCUUAUGGGAAUAUGCUCUAAAUUGAUCCAAGGAGUUGACCAGAUUUCAAAUAUCGUCCUGGACGCAAUUUUCUUCUUCAUUGUGCAACCCCAAAAAAUAAAUAAUCGUGAAGCUUAUGUUAUGGCACGUGAUUUGAUUCGAACAAAUCAAACAACAUUGGAACCAUAUGUUGCUUUGCUAUUAAAGCGUGGAUUGGAAACAGGCAUUUUGGAUGAAUGUGAAUUAAUUUCUCAGAAAAAAUUAUACGAUUUGAUUUGCGAGCUGCAUAAAAUUGCUCCGGAAAUGAUUUCCUCCGUACUUCCAAUAUUAGUCAAUCAGAUGCAUAGUGAAGAUGCUGUUGUGCGUCGUGAAGCCGUUCGUUUAUUUGGGAAUCUUUUUGGUGAUCCGAAUUCGCGUAUGGCUGAAGACGAACCCGAAGUUUGGAACGAAUAUAUGAAACGCUUUGCUGAUGUGAAUGAAGAAAUCCGCCGUAUUUGUACCAGAAAUGCUGAAGAUAUUCUCGUUUUUCAUCCAGAAUUAAGGGGACAAGUGACAGAUGCUGUUAUUUUGCGUUGUCAGGAUCUGGAUGAGAACGUACGUUUGGAAGUCUUUACGAUGGUUCAAGGACUGGCAAAACGGAAAUUCGAAGCUUUAAGUGAGAGACUUCUUAUACAUGUCAUCGACAGAAUUCGAGAUAAAAAGGUCAGAGUUCGGCAUGCGGUGAUUCGUGGACUUUCCCAUCUUCAUCGUUCAAUUUUUAGUAACGAUGAGUUGACAAAUUUGGAACGGUCCUCCGUCUCUAACAUAUUCUCUGCUAUUAUGAAUCAUUACUAUCAACCACUUUUGGAGGAUAGGUUAUUAACGGAGAAAAUAUUUGUUCUUAAUUUGAUUCCGUACAAACUAGAUGAAGGCAAACGUAUGAAAAUAUUGGUUGAUAUUUUCUUGAAUAUGAACAAUUAUGCUAUAAAACCUUUGGAACAAAUUUUGAUGAAGCAAUCAUUUCAACGACGGCUUUUACGUAACCUGGUAAAAUUGAUUGAACAGAGCGUUGAACCACAAAAAGGGAAAACAAUCGAUGAUGUUAUCAGAGGCAUCGUUGAGUGCAAUCCCGAACCAGCAAAAUUUUCGCUUGUUUUUAGGCAGUUUAUGACACACUUAACAAAUGACAAGCAGAUAUUAUUGUCGUUGAAGUAUAUUACGGGAAAAGAAUACACCUGCCAAAAGAUUGAGUCGGCUGUUGUGGAAAUUUUACAACGCUUACGAGAUUAUAAAGUAUCUAUGGAAUGUUUGGAUGCGGUGAGAUGUUUGUUUGAAUGCUGUUCACCGCUUCAGUUUGACGGGACCGCAGUAUCGGUAUUGGUUGAUAUCGUAAUCACGUUAAUUAAAGAGAGUAUCGAUUCCAAUCAAUUUAAUCGUCCCCAUAAAUUAAUUAAACUUCUGAAGACAGUUGCAGGUGCAUACCCACACUGCUUUGUAAAUGGACCUACAUUGGAAGGUCUGGUAAAAUUGAUCGAGAUCGAAGGCUUUUCCGAAACAGAAAAUUUGCUUGUGCUGGUGAUUACAAUUUCUACUGAACUUAAGCAACAACAGCUUCUAGCUAAAGAUAUGAUUGAUAAAUAUGUGAAGUACUGCGAAUGCAUUAGUCUUAAUGGCACUCCGCGUGCUGCGAAGUAUGCUGUGCGUUGUAUUGCAAGGUUGUUGAACACAGAACAAGCUCGAGCAAAACUUGGAAACAUAUUUCAGGAUUCUUUGUUGCAUAUUUCGGCAUCUGAUCCACAAUGCUGUACAGCACUUAAAGCACUAAGUUCUUGCGUAGAAGUGGAUACUGUGCAGUUUUGCAACGAACUUCUUGAAAUACUCAAAACAAAAAUAAUGGAUUUAUUGCUUGACCGAAGUGGCAGUAGUAUAAUUUUUAAUCAACAGAGCAAUGCCAGUAAUUGUAGUGAGCAGUUCGAUGAUGGAAUAAUUUGCGAUGAAAAUUACGUAGAGAUUAAGAAGCACUGUCUGAAAUUCGUCGCGAAUUUUUUGGUAUCCGUAGCGCAGUUCUCGGAGUGUGAUGUUGAACCGUUGGCCAAAAACCUUCUGAAGCUGUAUUCGACUUUGUUGGAAACGAAGGGAGAUAUUUUCGAGAAACCUUGUGGCCGAACUCAUAUGGCUGAAUUUCGCAUACUGGCAGGAAGUUCAAUGUUAAAACUUGCAACAAAACCACGAUACGCGAAAUUUGUUACCGCUGAUGAUUUAAUUACACUCUCUGCACUUGCUUGUGAUGAAGAAUCUGAUAUGCGGCAUCGAUUUUUCGGUAAGCUUCAUAAACAUUUAAUGGCCCUUCAGCUGCGUGUUGAAUACAUGGGUCUGUUUGCUCUUGUUACUUUAUAUGAAGAUGCCGAUUUCCAAAAUAAGAUGCGUGUUUUGAUUGAUGCGAAUAUAACAAAAAGACGAAAAUACUUGGAAAGGUCGGAAAUGAAAGAAUUUGCACCAUAUUACCAACCUGAAUAUUGCAUUGCAUACGCAAUUUACAUACUUGCAAAGCUUCCAUCAUUUGAGUCUAUUAAAUAUGAACCCGAAUUACGGCGCUUAUCAGAAUCUAUCUGGUUUUUGUUGGAAAUUUUUAGUGCAAGAAAAGAACCGGGCAGUUUAGAAUUUAUUUACAACAUAUUCAAGACAAUCAAAAACAGCACAGAUUCAAAAUUGCAGGACUGUACAAAAGAGGAGCUGCAACAAAAAAAUGAGAAAAUUUGGGCGUUGUGUGAUAUUGGAAUACUGUUACUGUCUUACCGAGUGAAGAAUUUAAUGAAGGAUGUAGAAAGCAAACCACUGCUGAGUAAAAGAUUCUUUUUGAACAUGGGGAAAGCUAAUACUAAAGUAUACGUGCCGGCAUCGUUCGUCAAGCAGAUGAAAGUAAAGAAAGCAAACACGAAGUAUCAAAAAGCUGAUACUACGAAAAGAGCGACUAAAUCAUGUGUACGAAACUCUUUGACAAAUAAUCCAAGGCAGUCAAGGACAUCAAGGACAUCCAGUGACCUGAAAGUUGGCAGCAAGAGAGUCAUUAAUAAGAAACAUGUACGAAGUAAUACAAGUCAUAAAGUUCAGACGAACGAUGUUUCUCUCGACAGUGAAAUUGAUGAAGUUAUUGUUAAACGUUCUAGGCUUGUUUCUAAGGAAGAAAAACCACAACAGGCUUCCUUACUUUGGAGCGUGUCCGUGAAGAAUAGAAAAAAGGUGAGGAGACCAGCUUCAUUGGAAAGCUUGAAUGAUGGAAGUAAACCCGAAACAUCGGAAGCAAAUCCUAGUGACGAGGAUGAUCGAAAUAUUCAUGGUUCACUAGAAGAUUGCGACUACUCACCAAUUCGUCCAGUUCACAUGAGAAAUGUUGCCAUUACUCAUCAGCCGCCAAUUACAAGUUCAACACCAAUCGUCACCUCCAAGAGACGUGAAAAAAUCGUAACAGCGAGUGAAAAUAGUGUCGUUGGGCAUAAGGUCAAAGAUGAUGUUAGAGUAGUGGCAACCAAGAAAUUGAGCAAAGUGAAAUCAAAAAAUAGUGGCAAAUGUGGUAAAAUACGACAGUUAAGCACUACUGAAAACACAAAGCUGUCAGGUGAACAAGCUCGAACAAAAAUACCGGAGACGAGUGGCAUAGCAACACGACUGCGUUCACGACGAACGGUAAUUUCAUUUCCUGCUCAGCGUCCGAAUGUGCAAACAGCGAAGAAGUAG
Cercopithifilaria johnstoni is the source of this 4209-nucleotide messenger RNA. NCBI's taxonomy places the organism in Eukaryota, Metazoa, Nematoda, Chromadorea, Rhabditida, Onchocercidae. The record is from the annotation of a GenBank genome assembly.